Fomitiporia mediterranea MF3/22 is the source of this 1788-nucleotide messenger RNA. RefSeq lists its product as uncharacterized. The transcript has 11 exons. NCBI's taxonomy places the organism in Eukaryota, Fungi, Basidiomycota, Agaricomycetes, Hymenochaetales, Hymenochaetaceae. Bases 49 to 1788 code for a protein of 579 amino acids. The record is from RefSeq and is a predicted model, not a curated record. Gene Ontology annotation, molecular function: FAD binding.
ACUAAUGCGCCUGGUUAACUUACUUGCCGUGCGCAGUCGAUAUGCGUAAUGGCCACGGCGUCGAGAAACUUUCUACCAAGGCUCUUGGACACGAUGCAAUCUCCUCCUAAAGUCCUUAUCGUUGGAUCUGGACCCGCAGGCCUCAUCCUUGCUUUAUCACUGCUGAAGAACGGGAUACCAGUUCGGAUUAUCGAGAAAGAUGCUAAACAUCAUAAUGGCGAACGUGGUCCUGGAGUAAUGCCACGCACGCUUGAAAUCGAGCAUUUCCUUGGUGCUGAAAAUGACGUCCGCAAGACUGGGGCUAGGCCAGCAACGAUUCAUUUUUUUGACUCGGAAGAUCCUCACCGCAUCAAAAAGUCUUCAAGUUUGAUUCAAAAUGUCGAGCCAACACCUGCUUUCCCAAUUACCCGACCGGUAGUCCUUGGCCAAUGGCGCCAUCAGGCCAUCCUUCGCAAGCACAUCGAAGCUCUUGGUGGAGUCAUCGAGCUCGGAUCUGCUUUUAUUGGCUGUACACAGGACGGGAAUGGUGUGACAGCAGUGAUUAAAAAGACAACAGAUGGCGUAGAGCAUACAGAGAACGCUCGAUUUGAGUAUCUCGUAGGCGCGGACGGCGGACGAAGUACUGUGCGGAAAGCCAUGGGUGUCGAUUUCCAUGGAGAAACCCGUGAAGAAGGAAGGCUGCACCUUGUCGAUACUCGUAUAGAAGGUCUUGGUGUUAACACGGACAUUUGCAUGUGGGGCAGCCACAAGACUGCAAUGGUAGUUGUUAGGCAAACAGUGGAGCCUGGUCUGUUCCAGGUGAUCUUCUCUGGUCCCGAAGUGAACUUCGACUACCUCAGAGAACAUGAUGACCCGCAAACAAUUCAGAAUGAACUACAUAGGAUCAUGAACCGCACCGAUAUUCGAGUUACCGGAAUAACUUGGCACGGCGAAUGGAGACCGAAUAUUCGCAUGGUGGACCAUUUCCAAGUCGGAAGACUGUUCAUUAUUGGCGACGCUGCACACACACAUUCUCCGACAGGAGGACAGGGAUUGAACUCCAGCGUACAAGAUGCUUUCAAUCUUGGCUGGAAACUUGCACUCUCAAUCAAAGGAAAUGCUUCGCCGCACUUGUUAGAAUCCUUCCAAAGCGAACGGCUCCCGGUAAUCGCGGAGAUGCUACAGCUCACGACCAAAUUACUUGACCGCUACAUUACGACUGGCGCAACUGAGAAACAAUCUCAAAAAAGUACGAGGGAUGAAGACGUAUGGUUCCGCGACAGGAGACUUCUACAACUCGAUUUACACUAUCGCUGGAGUCCGGUGGUCGUCGAUGAGCGUUUUGCACCACCUAGCCCGGGUUCUAUGGAUGCGUAUGGUGUGGUGGCCAAGGAAAGACGAGCCGGGGACCGGGCCCCUGACGCACCAUCUCUCGUUGGACCAAAUGCCCCAGAUCGGCUUUUCGACAUAUUCCACCCAGCAAAGCACACUGUAUUGCUGUUCGUUGCAGAUCAAUCCCAAGUCGAGCAAGCACGCGCGAUCAUAUCCCCGUUUUCCUCGAUUGAUACGGGAUUGAUACAGGGGAUACUUGUAUUCCCAGCAGAUACGGACGCAUCGAAUAUUUCAGGCAGCGACAUGGAGUUUGUUGUUGUGGACUCAGAGGGACACGCAUUUACCAAUUAUGGCAUUAACACGGAGGGUUUGCCAACGGUGGUGGUUGUUCGACCCGAUGCCAUUAUCGGGGCAUUUUUAAAGGCGGAGGCUGGUACCCGCAAAUACCUUUCGGCUGUCUUCCAGACGAUCCAGUGA